This is a messenger RNA of Orycteropus afer afer, 6543 nucleotides long. RefSeq names its product FRAS1 related extracellular matrix 1 (gene FREM1). NCBI's taxonomy places the organism in Eukaryota, Metazoa, Chordata, Mammalia, Tubulidentata, Orycteropodidae. Gene Ontology annotation, cellular component: membrane. The transcript is spliced from 36 exons. Gene Ontology annotation, biological process: cell communication. The record is from RefSeq and is a predicted model, not a curated record. The coding region runs from base 1 to 6543 and encodes 2180 amino acids.
AUGACCUCUCUGGGAUGGGGUGGUCCAAAUGCCCUGCUGUCCCUGCUGCUGCUGCUUUUGGGCCAGGCCAGCCCCACUUUUGUUAGCGUGAACCUCGGGGUGACAGUGAUGAAGGGCCGUUCCACCUUCCUGUCUGGGGACAACCUGCAGUUUGCUGUCCCCAAAGAGAAAGACACCUGCAAAGUGGAAGUGGUGAUGAACGAACCAAUUACCCAGAGGGUUGGGAAACUCAUGCCACAGGUAUUUGACUGCCAUUUCCUUCCAAACGAAGUAAAAUAUGUUCACAAUGGCUGCCCAAUUCUUGAUGAAGACACAGUGAAGCUUAGACUUUACAGAUUUACCGAAACAGAUACCUUCACAGAAACCUUUAUCCUGCGGGUCUAUCUCCUGGAACCAGACUGUAACAUCAUUCAAAUGACUAACAAUGUGCUGGAGGUGUCUGAAUUCUAUGACUUGUCCCGUGCCAUUGAUAAGAACUUGCUCAGCUUUGACUAUGAUCGGGCAGCUAACCUGGAGUGUACUGUCAGGCUGGACCCUGUAGAAACCUGGCUACCUGCUCAUGGCCAGAUGGUCCUGGUGGAGCCUGGGCCAGAAGAACCUCGUGGAGAUCAACCACACAGUUUUUUCCCUGAGUCACGACUGGGAACAGAACUGAGGUGUCCAGGUGGAAGCUGUCCCAUAGGACUGAAGAAAGUAGGAAGUCUCAAAGUAAGCUGUGAGGAGUUCCUGCUGAUGGGUCUUCGAUAUCAACAUCUGUAUCCCCCUUCACCCAACAUUGACUAUAUCUCCAUCCGCCUGGAUCUCACAGAUAGCAGGAGUAAAACCAUAUACAAGUCAGAGAGUGCGUGGUUGCCUGUCCACAUCAGAGCUGGUGUUCCGAAUCAGGUUCCAAGGGCUGCUUUCAUGGCCAUGUUUAUUUUGGAAGUGGAUCAGUUCAUCCUGACCUCUCUGACCACAUCAGUUCUGGACUGUGAAGAUGACGAAACCCCCAAACCCUUGCUGGUGUUCAACAUCACUAAGCCCCCGCUCCAAGGCUAUGUAACUCACCUGUUGGAUCACACCAGACCCAUUUCCUCCUUCACCUGGAAAGAUCUAAGUGACCUGCAGAUUGCCUACCAGCCACCAAACAGCAGCCAUUCUGAGAGGAGAAAUUACGAGGUGGAGUUGGAGGUAAAUGACUUCUUCUUUGAAAGGAGUGCACCAAUUACAGUCUACAUCUCCAUCAGAACAGCAGAUACAAAUGCCCCACGAGUAUCCUGGAACACAGGUCUGAGUCUCCUGGAGGGGCAGUCUCGGGCCAUCACUUGGGAACAGUUUCAAAUUGUAGACAAUGAUGACAUUCGUGCUGUCCGUCUAGUCACUGUUGACGGGCUGCUGCAUGGACGUCUUACACUAAGAGGAGGGAAAGGAUUUCUAUUCACUGUUGCUGAUCUACAGGCUGGGGUUGUUCGCUAUCAUCAUGAUGACAGUGAUUCUACCAAAGACUUUGUGGUCUUCAGGAUAUCUGAUAGCCACCACAGUAUCCGCCAUAAGUUUCCCAUCAACAUCUUACCCAAAGAUGAUAGUCCCCCAUUCCUCAUAACCAAUGUUGUGAUUGAACUGGAAGAGGGGCAGACUAUACUGAUCCAGGGUUCCAUGCUGAGAGCUUCAGACAUGGACUCUAGUGAUGACUACAUCUUCUUUAAUAUCACAAAACCCCCACAGGCUGGAGAGAUCAUGAAGAAGCCAGGACCAGAACUGAUAGGCUAUCCUGUUCCUGGCUUCCUUCAGAGGGAUCUGUUUAAUGGAAUCAUUUACUACCGUCAUUUUGGUGGUGAGAUCUUUGAAGAUUCUUUUGAAUUUGUCCUGUGGGAUAGCCAUGAACCUCCAAACCUGUCAGUGCCUCAGGUGGUGACAAUCCAUAUUAUGCCAGUGAAUGACCAACUUCCAAAAGAAGCUCCUGGAGUUUCUCGGCAUUUGGUUGUCAAGGAAACUGAUGUGGCCUACAUAACUAAGAAACAACUACAUUUUAUAGAUAUGGAAUCAUAUGACAGGGAGGUGCUCUACACAAUAACGACUCCUCCAUUUUUUUCUUUUAGCCACAGACAUUUAGAUGCUGGGAAGUUAUUCCUGGUGGACAGCAUACCAAAGCUAACCAAAAAUCCUACUGCCCUGAGGCUGAGGUCAUUCACUCAGCAUGCUGUGAACUAUAUGAAAGUGGCCUACAUGCCACCCAUGCAAGACAUAGGCCCUCAUCUCCGACAUGUCCAGUUCACAUUUUCUGUCAGUAACCAACAUGGUGGCACUUUGCAUGGGAUCUGCUUUAACAUCACCAUUCUCCCAGUGGACAAUCAGAUUCCUGAGGUAUUUACUAACCCUCUGAGAGUGGCUGAGGGAGGUCAAUGUGUCAUGAGCACGGAACACAUUCUGGUUUCUGAUGUGGAUACCAAGCUGGACAAUAUCUAUCUCUUCCUCCAGAGACCACCUCUCCAUGGAAGGGUGGAACUUAAUGGAUUUCCUCUAUACACAGGGAGCACAUUUUCUUGGGGAGACCUCCAUGCCUUAAAAAUUAGGUACCAGCAUGAUGGGUCUGAGAUUUUUCAGGAUGACGUACUCUUGGAGGUCACGGAUGGCACAAAUUCUGUAGAAUUUGUUCUACACAUCCAGGUAUUCCCUGUAAAUGAUGAACCACCAGUCCUAAAGCCUGACCUCAUCCCCAUGAUGCACUGCUCAGAGGGCAAAGAGGUGGUCAUCACCUCUGAGUACAUUUUUGCUACUGAUGUGGACAGUGAUGACUCAAGACUGAUGUUUAUGAUUGCUCGGAAACCUCAGCAUGGAGUGGUGAGAAAAGGUGGCAUUAUAACGGAUCAGUUCUUUCAGGGAGAUAUUAUCUCAGGAGCUGUGACAUAUAAACACACAGGUGGCGAGAUUGGCUUGAUGCCCUGUUUUGACACCAUUACAUUGGUGGUUUCGGAUGGACAAGCUGGCCCUUUCAUGAAUGGCUGUUGCUACAAUGGAUCUCAUCCAUCUGUUCCUCUUCAUGGGUCCUUUCCAAUGUAUGACCUCAACGUCACAGUGCAUCCAGUGGACAAUCAGCCACCUUUGAUUGCAAUUGGUACCAUGUUUGUUGUAGAAGAAGGUUUCUCAGCAGUGGUAACCAUUAACCAUUUGUCUGCCAAUGAUCCUGACACUGCAGCAGAUGACUUGGAAUUUGUUUUGGUUUCUCCUCCCCAAUUUGGUUACAUUGAAAACAAACUCCCUUCUGAGGGUUUUGAGAAAAGCAAUAUGGGCAUCAGUAUAGCUUCAUUCCUGUGGAAAGACAUGAAGGCAUUGCACAUUAACUAUGUGCAGUCUAAGCAUCUGCGGAUAGAACCAACCACUGACCAGUUCACAGUGUACGUCACAGAUGGGAAGCAACGCUCCUUGGAGAUACCAUUUUAUGUUAUAAUCAACCCCACAAAUGAUGAAGCUCCUGAAUUCAUAGUGCAGAAUAUUACUGUAUCUGAGGGUCAGGUGAAAGAGCUAGGUUCGUCCGUCAUCAAUGCUGCUGAUUUGGAUGUUCCUAAGGACCCCUUGCUGUUCACCAUCACUCAUGAACCUCGCCAUGGCCUCCUCAUCACUGUGUUUAGUGAAGACCUCCCUCUGUAUAAGCAGCUAGCAAACCCUGACCAGAAGCAUCAACUUGUUCACAACUUCUCCAUGGAACUGUUCAAGACUGGAAUGAGGUUGCUGUAUGUGCAUGAUGAUUCUGAGACUCUCGCUGAUGACUUCACAAUCCAGUUGUCAGAUGGGAAACAUAAAAUAAUUAAAACCAUUUCAGUAGAGGUCACUCCGGUUAAUGAUCAGAAACCAAUGCUGAGCAAGAAAGCAGAAAUUGUGAUGAAUAUGGGUGAAACUCGUAUUAUUUCUAGUGCUGUUCUUUUAGCCACAGAUGAAGACUCACCCAGGGAAAAGAUUUACUAUUUAUUUGAAAGGCUUCCCCAAAAUGGGGAACUUCAGCUUAAGAUAGGGAGGGACUGGGUCCCGCUCUACCCUGGCAUGAAAUGCACUCAGGAGGAAGUGGAUCGGAAUAUGCUGAGAUACACACACACCAGGGCAGUGGACUCCCAGAACCAAGACAGCUUCUCCUUUUACCUGUGGGAUGGUGACAACCGGUCACCAGCAUUUGACUGCCACAUCACCAUCAAGGGCAUGGGAAAAGGUGAUAUUGUCAUCUUUGCAAAGCCUCUUGUGGUGCCUAAAGGUGACAGAAGUCUCUUAACAACCACCAUUCUCCUUGCUGCGGAUGGAACAGACAAGCCUGAGGAACUGCUCUAUGUCAUUACUUCCCCCCCACAAUAUGGCCAACUUGAAUACGUCCACUAUCCUGGAGUCCCCAUUACGAGCUUCAGCCAAAUGGACAUAGCAGGACAAACAGUCUGCUACAUACAAAACAGCAAAGUAGCUGCUUCCAGUGACACAUUCAGAUUCAUUGUCAGCAAUGGAGUCCAGACCAAGCACGGAGUGUUUGAGGUCACUCUGGAGACUGUGGACAAAGCCUUGCCUGUGGUGACGAGGAACAAAGGGUUGAGACUGGUCAAAGGGGCCACGGGCCUGCUUUCUCCUGACCUCCUUCAGCUGACUGACCCUGACACGCCACAGGAGAAACUCACCUUCCUCCUGGCACAGCUCCCACAACAUGGCCAGCUCUACCUGCAGGGGACAGCACUACUUCAACCCAAUUUCACUCAACAGGACGUGGACAGCAGGAAUGUGGCAUAUAGGCACUCAGGAGGGGACUCCCAGAUUGACCGAUUUACUUUUGUGGCCACAGAUAGGACAAACCAAGGCUUUGUUAUGAAUGGGAGAGUGUGGGAAGAACCUGUUUCAUUCACCAUCCAGGUGGACCAUUGGGACAAAACAGCUCCCCAGAUCACACACUUGCAUCUCCCAUCUCAAGUGGAAUUCCUGAAAAAUGGCUGUUAUGGGAUUUACAUCACCUCCCACGUGCUGAAGGCCUCUGACCCUGACACUGAGGAUGAUCAGAUCAUCUUUAAGAUUUUACGAGGCCCACAACAUGGACAUCUGGAGAACACAACAACAGGUGAAUUUAUCCAUGAAAAAUUUAGCCAAAACGAUUUAAACAGUAAGACCAUUCUUUACGUCAUAAAUCCAUCUUUGGAAGUAAAUUCAGAUGUCAUGGAAUUUCAAAUCAUGGACCCUACAGGGAACUCUGCCUCUCCUCAAAUUUUGGAAUUGAAAUGGUCUCAUAUUGAAUGGUCACAGACUGAAUAUGAGGUCUGUGAGAAUGUGGGAGCAUUGCCCUUGGAAAUCACUAGAAAGGGAUACUCCAUGGACUCAGCCUUUGUGAGCGUGAAGGUUAACGCAGUGUCAGCUACAGUCGGAAGAGAUUUUACUGUGACUCCAUCUAAGCUGAUUCAGUUUGACCCAGGAAUGUCAACUAAGAUGUGGAAUAUAGCAAUUACCUAUGACGGAUUAGAGGAAGAUGAUGAGGUCUUUGAAGUAAUUCUGAACUCCCCUGUGAAUGCAGUUCUUGGCACAAAGACAAGAGCUGCAGUGAAAAUUUUGGACUCAAAAGGAGGACAGUGCCAUCAUUCAUAUUCCUUCAACCAAAACAAGCACAACGCAUGGGAGAAAGGCUUGUGGCGUCUUCAGCUCCCAGGGGCUUCCUUACCCACCACUUCUGGUUCGUUUCAUCUGGAAAGAAGACCCCUUCCAUCCUUCAAGAGGCUAGAAGUCACCAGAGGAGACACCCCACAGGGCUUUGAUUCUACGGAUCUUUCUCGAAUGAGGCUUAGACCCCGUGGGAAUGGCAGAACAGUUCGUCCUUCCUCUGUUUAUAGAAAUGGAACAGAUAUCAUCUAUAAUUAUCAUGGGAUGGUGUCUCUAAAACUGGAGGAUGACAGUUCCUCAAUUCAGAAACCGCAGGCCAAAGUCCCCAUCAUUAGUGGCCCAAUGAAGACAAUCACAGUGGCAGAACUGCCUCAAGCAGAUAAGGUGGAAUCCACAACCGACUCACACUUCUCCAGACAGGACCAGUUGCCCUCAUUUCCAAAGAACUGCACUCUGGAAUUAAAGGGACUUUUCUAUUUUGAAGAAAGCCUUCAAAAGCUGUAUCAGUGCAAUGGGAUUGCCUGGAAAGCUUGGACCCCCCAAACCAAGGAAGUGAAAGACAAGUCCUGCCCAGCUGGGUGGCACCAUCACUCAGGCUACUGUCACUCCUUGAUCAUGGAGCAGAAACACACCUGGAUUGCGGCUGCCCGAUCUUGCCAGGAACAACUCCUGGGCAGCCUUGUAACUGUCCUCACAAAGCAGCAUAUGCAAUGGCUCUGGGACAUCAGUGGCAGAAAGACUUUCUGGAUAGGUUUGAAUGACCAAGCGCAUCCUGGUCACUGGGAGUGGAUCGGGGGUGAGCCUGUCACCUUUACCAACUGGAAAAAAAUGCCCCCUCAACAUUCAAAGCCUGGGAAGAACUGUGUUUUGGUUCAAAGACAAGGGAAAUGGCAAGCAAAGGACUGUAGGCGGGGCAAACCUCACAGUUAUGUAUGCUCCAGGAAACUCUAA